This is a messenger RNA of Etheostoma spectabile (orangethroat darter), 2383 nucleotides long. It is a transcript of the gene rasef2, whose product is annotated as RAS and EF-hand domain containing 2. Gene Ontology annotation, molecular function: GTP binding; GTPase activity; calcium ion binding. The transcript has 17 exons. The record is from RefSeq and is a predicted model, not a curated record. The coding region runs from base 331 to 2202 and encodes 623 amino acids. NCBI's taxonomy places the organism in Eukaryota, Metazoa, Chordata, Actinopteri, Perciformes, Percidae.
CACAGGGAUGACAUCUAACUCAGGAUGAAGCCAAAUAAUUAACUUAGGUAGCCUGGUGCCUGACAGAAUCCAGGUAUAAAGUGGCACAUUGAUUCGUAACCAUAGGUAGUUAAAGAAAGGUCGUUACAGGGUCCAUUGAUUCGGAUGAUACCCGCCUACACUCAGAUGUGGACCAAUGAGUGGCUCUUAAAGUACCUCUGUGAGACCUUUAUUGAAACUUUUAUUUUGGCUGGCACGCCACGCAGCCUAUUUGUCAAGCCUAUCAGUUUGUGUGAGAAGCUGGGUUGAAUUUUAACGAACCAUUUUAUUUGUGUUUUUAUUCAUUCAAAUAUGGACCGACCCAGCCUUCGACGGUUAUUUUCUGCUUGUGAUGUUAACAAGUCCGGCAAAAUAGAGUACGAUGACUUCACCGUUGUCUGCAGGGAGCUAAACGUCUCCGAAACUGAGAUCAAAACUCUGUUCAACAAAUUCGACGCAGACGAAGGCGGAUACAUCGACUACAGCAUGUUUUCUUCCAGGUUUCAGGAGGUUUCAGAGACUCUGGACUUGGCGUCUUUUGGUGCUGGUUCGUCCCAAACACAAGGCCACCCGUGGGAAGAGUUUGUAGGCAGGAUAGAUGCGGAGUCGCUGCUCUCUGAAAGUCUCAGGGAGCAGCUGGCCGAUCUUUACCAGGCCAUUCACUCCUCUGCACACACAACUCUGCUGCAGCAGUAUGAGGAAAUGAUCCACUCUCUGCUCAGUCAAAGCCUGGACAACCGACUAGAGUGUGAACAGCUGGAGACCAGUUUAAAGAGAGCUGAGGAGAUGACCAACAGUCAGCUUGCAGAACUGGAGGAUGACAUACAGCAGCAGCUUGCCAGAACAGAGGAGAGGGUGAGAGAUGAGGAGCGUAAGAAAAUGGAAGGAGUUAUAGCAACCAUGCAGAGGAAGCACGAGAACAAGGUCGCAGACCUACAAGCAACUGUGGACAGACUGUUAAAGAGCCAAGAGGACUCUGUAUUCAACCAUUCAAAAGAGGAGGUGGUCAGACUGAACAGACAGAUCAGUACUUUCUCACAGGAAAAUGAGGACCUGCGAGCCUCUCUGCUGCAAGCCCAGACAAACAUCGCCAUCCUGCACUCCGAGCUGGACAAGCUGAAGAACAUGUAUGCAGACCAGAAGGCUCAACAUGAAAGAGAAACGGAUGAAUUGAAGAGGAUGGUUAUGGAAUACCAAUCCUAUUCCAAUCAGAUUCAGAUUCUCCAGGAAACAAACAAAGAGCUGUAUGACAGUAAUGACGGGCUGCGCUCUGCGUUGGCCAGUGAAGCGGUUGCAGCCAAAAGGAGGCUGUCUCCCCAAAAUGAAAUCCCAGCCCGAAGGAUGAAGCCCCUCCGACAGAGCACACUCAACCACAGCAGCUGGGCUGAUAGGUACCUGGACAGUGGAGUGUCUCUGCCGAUGGACACAGCGGAGAGCUCAGCCAGUGAUUACGACAGCGACGACAGUAGGGGCUCGAUGGAAACGGUGCACCACAGUUACUCUUAUGUCCCGUCUGAUGUGGAGAUAUCAGAAAUGAAAUCUGAAGCUGCCGUCUCGAUGGCUCCUAGCAAGGCAAGCUCUAUUGCAUCAUCCCUACGAAGACGUUUGUCUGCGUUUUCGUCAAAGCCUUUAGACGCAGACAUGGAAGAAACUGAGGAACCUACCCCGAUGUACCGUCUGGUUUUAGCUGGAGACGCAGGAGCUGGAAAGUCUAGCUUUCUGCUGAGACUGACGCUGAACGACUUCAGGGGAGACAUUCAGACAACGCUGGGAGUUGAUUUCCAAAUGAAGAGGAUGCUAGUGGAUGGAGAGAAGACAAGCCUGCAGAUAUGGGACACAGCCGGACAGGAGAGGUUUCGUAGUAUUGCUAGGUCUUAUUUCCGCAAAGCUCACGGAGUCUUGCUUCUCUAUGAUGUCACUUCAGAAAGCAGCUUCCUUAACGUCAGAGCAUGGGUGGAUCAGAUUCAGGAUUCAACAGAGGAGAAAAUCCCCAUGUGUGUUAUUGGAAACAAGGUGGACCUCCGAGAGCAGCUUCCAGAGGGGAGCUGUGUGAGCAGUUUGCACGGAGAGAAGUUGGCCAAGGCAUAUGGCGCCUUGUUCUGUGAAACGAGUGCCAAAGAGGGAACCAACAUUGUGGAGACUGUGCUUCAUCUAGCAAGAAAAAGAAGAAAAAAUGCAAACUGAGGCGGCAUAAAAUUCUCGGGGUCAAAAACUGAGUCAACCAACCCAAAAAAAACGAUUUCUAAACGAAAAGGCGUGGAGUAAAAGGGUUGGUAAGUAGAUAGAUGGAGCAGUGAAGGAAUAUUUUGUGGGGAGAAAAAAUUUCAAACUUUGUUUUUAACCUUUGAAGUUUUUUAAUUUUUUG